CCCCCCCCCCCCCCCCCCCCCCCCCUCUCUCACUCUCCAAACAACACAAAAACCUCCCCUUGUUCUAAUUUCCUAACACCAGCAAAACAGAGUCCUCUGCUUUUACCCUGUUUCUCAGACACCACAAAACAACAAAACCCCUCUAUCUGAAUCCUUAUUUUCCCUACACCCACUUUUUCCUUUCGUUUUCCAGCUCAAAAUUUGAUUACCAUUUUUAAUUUCCUGGAAAUUUCCAGCGUAUAUGGCGACAAUCGUGUGCCAAGGUCUGCAGUCAUGCCUGGAUUCUCCUCACCUUGUGGAGCCAAGAACCCUAAGGCUAAAGCUUUCUGCACCGGUAGCUCAUCACUUCUCUCCAAUUACCCCCCAAGAAUUAGGAAUCAAAGCUUGUUUCUCUGAAGAGAAAUGCAAUAAUUAUGAGGAAAUCAACAGCAAUAAGGGCACCUCCAAAAAAUCUGACAUGGGUGGCUGGAGUUUCCUCCAAGCUAUCUCCAAACCCUCACUAGAAAACCCUACUGCUGAGGUGGACAAAGAAAAUACUUACACCCCUCCUAGGGUUUAUAGGAACUCAUCAGCUACUAAGCUAAAUGAGAAGAGCUUGGAGUUGUGCACUGAAGACUUGGGCUGCGAGACCGGCGCCAUUAUCACAGAAAGCUUCAGCAUUUUCUCACCAAUGUAUGAAUCAGAAUCGAAUGCAGCGGCAAGGGAGCAUCAAAAUAAGCAUAAAUUUUCGGGUGCAAAGAAGGCGAAUAAUGUUCACAAUUUCCCACCUCCAUUGACAACAAUAAGCGGCGAGGAUUCUCUACACUUUAGGCCUCACAGGGAAGAUGGGAGGCUGAUCAUCAAAGCUGUCAAGGCCCCUUUAAGUCAUUCAUGCUUCCAAGCUGAAAGAAGCAAUGGCCGCCUUCGAUUGUGCCUUUCAAAAACCUUUACUCCCAGUUUUGACUCAGAGGAAGAAGCAGCAGCCAUUCAAGAAUACAAUGAAGGGUGUGAAAAUGACAUAAUUGAGGAGGAAACAGAAGAGCAAGAUCAAGAAGUGGUGGGAGAAAAUACAGAAGAAGAAUUGGUAGAACAAUUAGAAGGCGAUAAGGAGGAGGAAGAGGAAGAAGAAGAAGAAGAAGAAGAAGGGAAUAGUUCAAAUGUGUGUUUGAUAGAGGGUGAGGAGGUGGAUGGGAAUAGUUUGAAUGUUAGGGGUAAAGAUGGAAUAGAAAAGUUUGAAAGGCCAAGCAGGUGCAAAGAAGGUGGCGGUGAGUGUGAGAAGAAAGGAUUGUUAAAGUAUUGGGAGCCCUUUUGGGUGGCUACUUAAGUUGGAUUAUUAAUAAUUAAAAGUUUAUUAAGUAUAAUAUUGGAUCUCUCAGCCGUGUAAUCAAAUUUUCACAAUUUUGUGUUUGUCUUUUCUCUCGUUCUAUUCUAUAAAUUUCCUUUUUAGCGUCCAUAA
Molecule: messenger RNA, 1435 nt
Organism: Malus domestica (apple)
Lineage: Eukaryota; Viridiplantae; Streptophyta; Magnoliopsida; Rosales; Rosaceae
Product: protein FANTASTIC FOUR 1-like
Source: RefSeq, a predicted model, not a curated record